Molecule: messenger RNA, 4309 nt
Organism: Mauremys reevesii (Reeves's turtle)
Lineage: Eukaryota; Metazoa; Chordata; Testudines; Geoemydidae
Product: zinc finger and SCAN domain-containing protein 2-like
Exons: 3
Coding region: 251-1741 (496 amino acids)
Biological process (GO): regulation of transcription by RNA polymerase II
Cellular component (GO): nucleus
Molecular function (GO): RNA polymerase II cis-regulatory region sequence-specific DNA binding; DNA-binding transcription activator activity, RNA polymerase II-specific
Source: RefSeq, a predicted model, not a curated record
AGGGGUGAGAAAUGCAGGGCCUUGGUAGCGGCCUGGCCUAAUCAGCUGAGUAUGUUCAGAAGACGCUUAUUGGGAUCCGGGGUGGAAAUUCCUCCAUUUCUGGAACUGGAAACAACCCCCCUGGGCAGGGCUGGGAAAACUGACUGGACUCCCAGUGCUGGAGGCUGACCCCACCAGGCAGAGGCUGCUGUGGAAUACAAAGGGGGCACCCAGGGGAGAGGCCCGGUCCCCUCACUCCCAGCUGCUGGGAAUGGGGAGGGGGCCGGGAUUCCUGUCCCUGGACUCUGCUGAGGGGCUCCAUCUCCUGGCUAGUGGGUGUGUGAUAUACGGGAAGGCCCCUUCUUUCCUCCACCGGCUGGGAGGGACCAGGAGCUCCCACCUUCUCCCCACCCUGAAGCCUCCUGGCUGCUCCGAACAAGGAGCUGUGACCUUUGAGGAGGUGGGUGUGUGUUUCACCCAGGGGCAGGGGGCUCUGCUGGACCCCACUCAGAGAGCCCUCUAUAGGGACGUCAUGCAGGAGAACUACGAGGCGGUGAUCUUGCUGGAGGGUGCUGGGAUGGUGAAUGAGGAGGAGAAUCCACAGCGGGAAGGUGUUGAGGAUGUGGAUCUGCAGGGAACGGUAUUGGGAAGAUCCAAAGGGGAUUUUUAUGAGAAUCAUAAACCAGGAAAAGCCUGGGGAAAUCAGCGCAGGUCAGAGAUGUUGCUGGGAUAUGACCCAGGGAAGAAAACAUGUGAACCCAUAAAUGAUGGCGGAGAUUGCAAGGACCUCAAGGAAACCACAGCCCAGCAGAGUAUGCCCACCGAAGAGAGAAAAAACACAUGUACCGAGUGUGGGAAAAGCUUCAGUCGAAGUUCACAUCUUAUUUCCCAUCAGAGGAUCCACACGGGAGAGAAACCCUACAAGUGUCUAGUCUGUGGGAAAGGUUUCAAUCAGAGCUCAAACCUUAUUUCCCAUCAGAGGAUCCACACGGGAGAGAAACCCUAUAAGUGCCUUAAUUGUGGGAAAGGUUUCAAUCAAAGUUGCCAUCUUAUUAGGCAUGAGAGAACCCACACAGGUGAGAAACCCUAUAAAUGCCUGGAGUGUGGGAAAACCUUCAUUCAGAGUUCAGAUCUUAUUUCACAUCAGAGAACCCACACGGGAGAAAGACCCUUUAAAUGCCUGGACUGUGGGGAAAGUUUUGAUUGGAACAUGCAGCUUGUUAGACAUCAGAUGCACCACACGGGAGAGAAACCCUACAAAUGCUUGGAUUGUGGGAAGGGGUUUAGUGACAGUUCAGCCCUUAUUACUCACCAGCGACUGCACACAGGAGAGAGACCCUAUAAAUGCCUCGAUUGUGGCAGAAGAUUCAAUCGGAGCUCACACCUGACUCGACACAAGAGAACCCAUUCUGGAGACAAACCCUAUAAAUGCCUGGAGUGUGGGAAAAGUUUCAGUCAGAGCUCAUACCUUAUUUCACAUCAGCGAACACAUACAGGAGAGAAACCCUAUGAAUGCCUCGAGUGUGGGAAAAGAUUCAGUUGGAGCUCAGAUCUGAUUUCACAUCGAAGAACUCACACAGGAGAGAGACCCUAUAAGUGCCUGGACUGUGGGAAAAGUUUUAGUGACAACUCAGCCCUUAUUAAACAUCAGAGAAUCCAUACAGGAGAGAGACCCUAUAAAUGCCUCGACUGUGGGAAAACUUUCAAUCAGAGCUCCACCCAUAUUCGACAUCAGAGAAUCCACACAGGAGAAAAACCUUGAAUGUGGGAGAAGCUUCAGUUGGGGUCAGCGUGUAUGGGGCAUUCGCAAAUCCAUACAGGGAAAAGAUCUCUUAAAUAUCUUGUCCAUGGAAAAUGUUUCAAGUGGAACGGACACUGGAGGCGCCACACACAAGAGAAAUUUUAUCAAUUCCAGCACUAGGAAUGGCCACAGUUUAUUAAAAAAAAAUCCAAUUCCCCUGCACACGUCUUUGACGUCUUUCACACUAAGUCAGACUCAUGAGGGCUGCAGAUGAGCGUCUCACACCUGGAGGGGGAUUUGUAUAAAUCCCAAACACAGCCUGAUACUUCUGAGCUUCGUUUCCUGGUUCCAUCUAUGGGUAAAGCUGCUUCUGGGCUGUUUCCUACCCAGCUCAGAUUGCAGAAGGGAAUUUGGGUUUUCUCCUUACAUUAGGAUGAUGAUAAAACUUUUGUAAAUAACAUGAUCAUAUAAGAAGGCUCCAACGGAGGCAGGUUUAGGGGAAACCAGGAGUAAAUCUGUUCUCCUGAGUUUGAGUCAGAAGAGACAUGCUCUGGGACAUCACUUUCCAUGAACCUAACUGUAUUGUACAACCCGGUCUGUAUUGUGGGUGGUUCCCUCUUUGCUGAAGGCCUUUUGGUCACAUGGAAUCGUAGAAUGUAAGGCCAGAAGGGAUCACAGGCCACCCAGCAUCCACACACUAAGCCCUACAAUGGAAAUGAAAUACUUCCCAUCUUUGGAUGUUAAUUUAGUUUGAUGUGAUGAAAAGCCAAUUUACCGGGGACUUCACAAGACAAAUGACCCUUUGCCAGAAGAGGCCUUUUUAAAUUUUAUUUGGCCUUUUCCCCCACCCAAUGCCAUGAGAUAUCUGUGGUGUUUGAACAAUUAUAAUUCUAAAUAACCACAAUAAACAAACACCAAUGGGCGAGUGUGAGAGUUGCAGUCUGAGAGGCAGAGACUGAAAUGGGGACGGAGGUUACUGCCUGAUCCCUGCAAUGUGGUGAGAUCCCAUCAGGAGCAGGGAGAGUGUAGGAAGUGGGAGAUGCAGACCUGGAAAACUGCAGGGUUUUCUUUUGAGAGCCAGCCAGCUGAAGCUGAGAACUGUGAACUUGCUGCACUGGGGCCUGAGAGAGACAGGGGCUGUCCUACGAAUGUUGGGUGAAGCCAUCCUGGAAUAGGAAGGGGCUACAUAAAGGAUCAGGCUGAUUAUUAUGAACCAUGUUCAUUACGGUAGGACUUAAGGGCCCACUAAGAAAGGGUCUUCCUUGUGCUAGGCACUGUGCAAACAGAGGAGCAGAUCACAGCCAAGAAGGAAGCCAGGGAACUAAUCCAUAGACCUGUUCAGCCCUGAAGCCAGGCUGACCCCCAUCACCAAGGCCAAAGUGAAUCAAAGAGCCUGACAGCCUAGCUGUUGCCCCUCACCCAGCUAUCACUAUCUCUUGUGUGGGGAUGGCACAGACUCUCUCUGCCCCACUCACUCUUCACGUGCCAGGGACAUCCCUGGAGGUGGGGGGAGGAUAAAACCCUCUGUUGAGAUUGGAGCUGCUGCUCCUGCUCAUCUCUGGCUCAUGUUAAUCUGAGCUUCCUGCUCUCAGAGCAUUUGCUUCCCUGGCUGGAUCCUGGCCCCUCUCAUGGAUUCACUGCACUUUUCUACCCAUUGUCAAAUGUUGCUCUUUUGCUGGUGCCUGGGGGAGUUGAGAGCAGAGGUGCUGGAUUGAUAACAAGAGCUGUGAACUAGGGUGAGAAGGUUGGAUGAGGCUUGACAAGAACCAAUAGCUGGAGAUUAAAGCCUGACAAAUUCUAAUUAGUAACAAGGCACCAUUUUUUAAACAAUCAUAGAAUAUCAGGGUCAGAAGGGACCUCAGGAGGUCAUCUAGUCCAACCCACUGCUCAAAGCAGGACCAAUCCCCAGACAGAUUUUUGCCUUAGAUAGCCCCUUCAAGGAUUGAACUCACAACCCUGGGUCUAGCAGGCUAAUGCUUGAACCACUAAGCUAUCCCUCCCCCCGUCACAAUGAGGGUGAUCAACCUUUGGGACAAACUACCAAGGGACACGGUGGGUUCUCCAUUACGUCAUGUCCUCAGAUUGCCUGGCUGCCUUCUCUUGAAGAUUUGAUUUAGCCAAACACAGUAAAGGAAUAAAUGGUUAACAUUUCUCUAUCUGUAGUACACAGGUGUUCAAAGAAUCGAUGUGCCUAAAUGAUUAGUGCAGUCCUAGAAUAUUUGAUACUGGUUUGGAUUUGCAGUAAUACGUACUUCGGUUUUUCCCUUGUAAUAUAUUUGGGGGGGGGAGCUUAGAAGGGUUAGAUUUUUAUCAGUAAAUGUUGGUAAACAUCGAUUUCAGGGCACACACACAUUCUCUCUCUCUCUCUCUCUUCCAUACCUGAUCAUUGAAAUUUACAGCCAGGCAAAGAAAGAAACCUGCCACUUGAGAACUUCUUAGAGUUUGAUUUAAGGAGAUUUAUGUGGUAUAUUUUGACACGUGAUGUUGAGAAUGUGUGUGUAACGGUUAUAAAGCUUUAACAUUUUAAAUCUCAACAUCUACUGUCAUUAAAGGAUUAUUGUCUGAUGCCCCCUAUAAUUUCCCACAACA